AAAAUGGUAAAAAGAAAACAACGUGUUGCAUCAAAAAGAGAGAGCAUAAGCCGCCACAAGGAGAGGAGAGACAUCCAUACAUGCAGUUUUAAACCGUGGCGGAGACAAUUCGGAUUUUUCGCCUCACAUUGACCGACUUGAGGAAGAGCCUCUACUUUCUCGCUGGUUACAUUGCAAAAUCAGGAAAGAAAUUAGGUCAGAACAUCUGGAUCGAUCGAGAUAGAUAGAUAGGCAGAAAGAAUGGGUCGUAAGAAAGUGGAGCUAAAACGAAUCGAAAACAAGAGCAGUCGCCAAGUUACUUUUUCAAAGAGGAGAAAUGGAUUGAUUAAGAAAGCUCACGAACUCUCUGUUCUUUGUGACGUCCAAGUAGCUGUCCUCAUCUUUUCAAAUGGAGGCAAGCUCUACGAAUUCUCUAGCGUUGGCAGUAUAGCCAAAAUCCUCGAGCGUUACAACAGUCAUUCUGAAGUGAUGGCUACUUCAUCUAAAGGUGCUAAUGAUUCAGAGGUAUACUUUGGUAAAUACGCAAAUUUGAAAUCAGCUGCGGAGAUGCUGCAAAUACCUCAAAGGAAACUUGAAGGUUCAUGUCCUGGGGAGCAGACCUUGAGUGAGUUUGUGCAACUAGCGACAGAGCUUGAUGCUGCACUAACAUGUGUCAGAGCUAGAAAGAUGCAACUGAUGCUGGAGUCGGUGAAGUCUCUCCAGGACAAGGAAAAGAUGCUGAAAGAGGAAAACCAACUGCUACAGAAACAGAUUGUAGCAAUGAAGAAUGGUGGUGAAAUUUAUAACGGCAAGGUGGAUCACCCUUUGGGUCAUCCUCCACAACAAACAACACUGUGUUUACUUAAAUAGCAAGGCAGCACCGCAUGUGUGACAACUUACCGAUGGAGAUGCGCCACAAUGGCAGACACUCUAGUAGUUACCUCUUUGAUCUCACGUGCAUGUACUAGUAGCCUGCAUUUACCUUCAUUGUCUUGCUGCCAAAGUUGCAUUUCCACUGUUUAUGCCUCUGUUCUCUAUCUUAUCUGAGCCUAUGUGCAUAAGUUUCCUCCAGACUACCAAGCAUCUUAACUCUUGUUUUCAAGCAUUUCCAACAAAUCAAAAGCUUAUUUUUCCGUCAUUGACUCAUUGUUCUAUUAUGGCCUGCUGUUGAUAUUCAUUGUAAGAGUAUAUAAAUAAAUGAGCUUGAGGAGCUUGCACUAAAUAUUCAUAUGGAAA
This is a messenger RNA of Populus euphratica (Euphrates poplar), 1215 nucleotides long. Its product is annotated as MADS-box protein FLOWERING LOCUS C-like. The transcript has 8 exons. The coding region runs from base 241 to 849 and encodes 202 amino acids. Gene Ontology annotation, molecular function: DNA-binding transcription factor activity; RNA polymerase II transcription regulatory region sequence-specific DNA binding; protein dimerization activity. Gene Ontology annotation, biological process: positive regulation of transcription by RNA polymerase II. Gene Ontology annotation, cellular component: nucleus. Lineage: Eukaryota; Viridiplantae; Streptophyta; Magnoliopsida; Malpighiales; Salicaceae. The record is from RefSeq and is a predicted model, not a curated record.